AUGGCAUCGAGUCGAAAGAGAAAUGCGGCUGGAGAAGUUGUCCAAAAUGGCGGCCACUCGUCGGUUUCUGCCAAGCAAGUGUCGAACAUGUCUCCUGGGAAGUUGAAUGAUGAGAGUGCAAGUGCCGAAGGUAUCUGCGAUGUUGUUGUCGUUGGCGCCGGACCGGCUGGAUUGAUGCUGGCAGCAAAUCUUGUUCGCUUCGGCAUCAAGACAACAAUCAUUGACGACCGACCAAGUCAAACCUCCACUGGCCGAGCAGAUGGCCUGCAACCUAAAACCAUCGAAACCUUGAAGCAGAUGCGAUUAGCCGACAAUCUCCUCAAACGAGGCGUAAGAAUCCACGACAUUUGUUUCUGGAGCUCCACGGCAGAGACUCCUCUGAGACGGACGAGUCGGGAAGUGCAUUAUCCUCCGGUUGUUGAUCUUUUGGACCCGUACAUUUUGCUUGUUCACCAGGGCAUGGUCGAGGAUGUAUUCUUGGAAGAUUUGCAAUCUCGCGGGGUGAAUGUGGUCAGAAACGCGGCCUUCUCUUCGUAUUCGCAGGACGAGGGCGACGAUGCGGCACCUGAGGUCCUGUACGACGACCUAACAACGGGCAACCCGACUUCCAUUCGAAGUCGAUACCUCGUCGGCUGCGAUGGAGCACAUUCCAAAGUCCGCAAGUCAAUGGGCGUGGAAGCUGAAGGAGCGUCAUCAGAGGCUAUCUGGGGAGUCUUGGACGGCGAGAUCGAAAGCGACUUUCCCGAUCUCUGGAGUAAAGCGGUGGUAUACUCACACAAGUACGGCAAUGUAUUAUGCAUCCCGCGAGAGCGAGGGAUGACGAGGCUGUACAUUGAGCUCAAGUCAGAAGAUGGCAGUCGGCUGCCGAAGGAAAGAGCGACAAAGGAGUUUGUGAUGGAGCAGGCGCGGUUGAUAUUCCAACCUUAUGGACUGCAGUGGACGAGUGUUGAAUGGUUCGGCAUCUACCAAAUCGGCCAACGAGUCGCCCGCCACUUUACAGACGCCUCACAGCGAGUUUUCAUCGCAGGCGAUGCAUCCCACACACACAGCCCAAAAGCAGCUCAAGGGAUGAACACCUCAAUGCACGAUUCCCUCAACCUAGCUUGGAAGCUCAACCUCGCGGUACGAGGUCUAGCAAAACCACACCUCCUCGAAACCUACGAACACGAGCGACGGAAAGUCGCCCAAGACUUGAUCAACUUCGACUUCGAACACGCCAAUUCUUUCCACGCAGGCGAUCCGGAAGCUCUCGCGCAGAACUUCUUGAAGAAUAUUCGAUUUAUCUCGGGGGUAGGAGCGGAGUAUACGAGCAAUAUUUUGAACAAGCCAUCACUGUCAGACAGCCCCUUACAACCCGGCCAACUUCUAACGCCUGUCAAGGCGACCAGGUAUCUCGACGCAAAUCCAGUUGACCUCCAGCUGGAUAUCCCUAUGCUCGGUCAAUUCAGGAUGUACCUCAUCUGUCCCGAUAUCUUGCAGGUCAAGCCAUUUUUGGAGAUUCUCUGCGACGAGCUAUCCACUUCGUCAUCAACCUCCGCGUCAGCAUUAUCAUACACGAAGAAACCUCGAACACAAAACUGCCUGGAUGAAUACGUCCGUCCCGAGCGCUACCUAACCUUCAACAACCUCAUAACACCAACCCUAAUCACCGCAACCCCCAAGGCCGAAUUCGAGAUCUCGGAUCUUCCUCAGCUGCUACGGCAGAGCCCCUGGACGGUGUAUCUUGAUGACUGUGCGGUACAGAAUAAGGAUUCGAAGCACUGCUUUGAGAAGUGGGUUGGAUGUAUGGCUGGGAGUGAGUGUGCUGUUGUCAAUGUGAGACCGGAUGGGUACAUUGGGCAUUUGCAUCGCUGGGAUAAUACGAAGGACAGGGCUGUCGAUGCGGCGAACGUGGUACAUGAGUACUACUCGAGCUUCUUGGAGAUUUAG
This is a messenger RNA of Zasmidium cellare ATCC 36951, 1929 nucleotides long. RefSeq lists its product as uncharacterized. The coding region runs from base 1 to 1929 and encodes 642 amino acids. The record is from RefSeq and is a predicted model, not a curated record. The transcript has 3 exons. Gene Ontology annotation, molecular function: FAD binding. NCBI's taxonomy places the organism in Eukaryota, Fungi, Ascomycota, Dothideomycetes, Mycosphaerellales, Mycosphaerellaceae.